Molecule: messenger RNA, 1501 nt
Organism: Petromyzon marinus (sea lamprey)
Lineage: Eukaryota; Metazoa; Chordata; Hyperoartia; Petromyzontiformes; Petromyzontidae
Gene: GALT
Product: galactose-1-phosphate uridylyltransferase
Biological process (GO): beta-D-galactose catabolic process via UDP-galactose, Leloir pathway
Cellular component (GO): cytoplasm
Molecular function (GO): UDP-glucose:hexose-1-phosphate uridylyltransferase activity; zinc ion binding
Source: RefSeq, a predicted model, not a curated record
ACCGACCAAUGAGACGCUAUCCCGGAAGUCCGGGCGGGCGUUCCGCGUGGUAGCGGCGAACAAGUGUCGCUUUCACUGCACUCUUUACGGGUUGACUAUUUCACACUCACUUUUAAGGGGUUUUUUUACCUUUUUAAUUUUUAUUUCGAAUAUUUGGUGCUUUGCUUGAGUUCUCAGAUGGCCGAAGCAGCUUCAAGUAACCAAUUUGACCCCUGCGAGCACCAGCAUAUCCGCUACAACCCGCUGCGCGAUGAGUGGGUCUUGGUGUCCGCGCACCGCAUGCUGCGGCCGUGGCAGGGUCAGGUGGAGCACGUGGCAGACAGCGAGGUGCCACGCAGGGACCCGGCAAACCCACUCUGCCCGGGCGCCGUCCGUGCUCUCGGACAGGUAAACCCUGAUUAUGAAGGCACAUUCACGUUUGAUAAUGAUUUCCCAGCCUUGCAGCCUGAUGCUCCGAGCCCAGGCCCAAGUGAGCACCCACUGUUUAGGACAGAGGCUGCCAGAGGCAAUUGUAAGGUGAUGUGCUUCCACCCGUGGUCUGAUGUCACAUUGCCACUGAUGUCCAUUCCUGAGAUCCGCGCAGUGAUUGACAAAUGGGCAGACAUCGUUACAGAACUUGGAUCGCAAUAUCAGUGGGUACAGAUUUUUGAAAACAAAGGAGCUGUAAUGGGAUGUUCCAACCCUCACCCUCAUUGUCAGGUGUGGGCGAGCUCCUUUCUGCCCAAUGAGCCACGUAUAGCAGACAGGACUCAGAAAGCCUACUACAAUACCAACGGAGUUCCAAUGCUUCUACAGUAUGCACAGAUGGAGGCCGAGAAGAAGGAGCGUGUGGUGGUGGAGAACUCAGACUGGCUGGCAGUGGUGCCAUACUGGGCCACGUGGCCCUUCCAGACUCUGCUGCUGCCACGCAGACACGUCCAGCGUUUAACCGACCUCACCGCAUCGGAGAGGGACAGUUUGGCAGAAGUCAUGAAGCGGCUUUUGACGAAGUAUGACAACCUCUUUGAGAAUUCCUUCCCGUACUCAAUGGGAUGGCAUGGGGCACCGACGGGAGAGUGGCUGACUGAGGGCAACUGCGACCACUGGCAACUGCACGCACACUACUACCCUCCCCUACUGCGUUCUGCCUCCAUCCGCAAGUUCAUGGUUGGAUACGAAAUGCUGGCUCAGGCACAGAGAGAUCUCACUCCUGAGCAGGCAGCUGAACGGCUCAGGAGCCUGCCGAAGGAGCACUACAAGAUGAAGAAAGCGCCUUGAAACCCCCAUUUCGCUAUUCCUGCCCAGGCCAUGUGGCUUUAAUCUUAAAAAGAAAUGACCCUUUCUGAAAGCGUAAUUGAAGUGCUAUACAAAUAUAUGACGGUGCUGACUGAAUAAAAGUCCGAUUUUUUGUUGUUCUUUGGACAUGUCAGGAAUAAAUCAUGAGAUUGUUAUAUCGUAUACAUGUACGCAUUUAUUUCUCCAAUUCAACUUUCAAAAGACAUCUAAUAAAGCUAUGAACAAC